GAGGUGUUCAUCCAAGAGAAGUUCACCCAAGAGAAGUUGCACUUGCAACUUCUCUAUAAUGAACGGCCAGUUGCACGACAAAAGUGUUUAUUAUAGGGAGAGUUCAUCUAAGGGAGGUUCUGAGGUGUUCAUCCAAGAGAAGUUCACCCAAGAGAAGUUGCACUGUAUUUACCUGCACGGCGUAUACACUGUAGAUGGAAACGAGUCGCCAUUCAACCCGAUCAAGUGUUUUCAUGAGAAUAACCUCAACUGGCGUUUGGGGCCAUCGGGCGAGUACACAAAGGACUGGAUUCAUAAUGCUGAAUUGCUGGACAAAGCGUUCAAGCAGCUAGGUGACGAGCGCGACAACUUUAACUACGCGAUGCGCAUUGAUUUUGCCAACUUUUUGAACUUGAUCUCGAAACAAAAAGGCUACAACACCAAGCACAAUGUGGAAACGGUGGACGAACAUUCACCCGCCGAGUUGGCGUUCAACCAUCACAAUUUUUGUUACAGAAAUAAGCUGCGUGAAAUGGCCGAUGCCAUCAGGUGCUUUUUUGAUAAACGCCCUGGCUUCAAUAAGGGACACCACAUACCCGAGUUUAAAAAAGCGGCCCUUAGUUACACAGAAAUAUCGAAACACACCUACACCCAUAUCAACGAAACCACCGAGCCAGCUUUCAUGAGAUGCUCCGCUUGCAGGUCAAUUGCACUUCAUGAGCACACCAGCAAAGCCAUUGAGGCCCAGAUACAACAUCGCGCCAACCCUGAUGGUAGCGUUCCGGCCGAGUAUCACUACCUCGUGGAGUUCAAAAAGAAAUGGCAAAAGGAUUUCGCCGAAGCCGUGGCCCAUAUUGAUUUACAUAUAGGCAAAAGUGACGACUCAAACAGCACUGAGAGCUGUACCACAGAAACCACACAACAUAUCGACAAAAUAAUUGAUGUACACAAUACUAGUAAUACAACGUUAGGAAAGGGCAGUAGUGGUCAGAGCGACGACAACAACACAGAAGUAGACCAAACACUUCAGUCGUUUGACAAUUCAAGCAUUGAUCACAAGUCGGAAGUGAAACCCAAAGAAGUUGUAGGAUUCUUCAAAAAAUUUAGAAACUAUCAGGAUCAGUUAGGCAAAUAUUGUUUUCGAGAUAUCGGCUGUUUUUCUGCCUUUGAGUCCAACGAGUCGACGCGCGGUAUACCACUGCCUCUGAUGUCACCCGACUCUAUGGCACCGGUGUUUCAUAUGUACACUCAGGAGCACCGGACGAUCCCCAGAAACUAUAGCUAUAACGCCACUGCAGACCAACUCCGGUACAGCACUUUCAACGCCUCCCUUAGAACCGCAUUCAUUGUCCACGGAUUUAAAAGCGGAUAUUCCGUGUGGUUAGAGAAUAUGAAAGAUUUCAUAUUCUAUAAAAGCAACGAUCAAUUCAAUGUUGUAGUCGUUAUUUGGGAAAAAGGAGCAAGAACCCCAAUUUAUAACCUGGCCGCAAUUAAUACCCGAGUUGUUGGAGCACUUAUUGGUUUCUUUAUCAACAGUUUGUGCAAAACAUAUAACAUAACAAAUGAUAGGUUUUGGUUAAUCGGACACAAUUUGGGCGCACAUACUAUGGGUUUUGCCGGCAAACGACUUAAAAAUCCGAAAGUGGCCCGCAUUACAGCACUCGAUCCGGCGGGGGUCGGUUUUAACACCAUAAGCACAUAUUUACGUUUAGACCAUUCGGACGCACAGAUAGUGGAUGUGAUCCAUACGGACGCCGCCCUCUCAUACACUGAGGGCUUUGGAACGGCCGACACUUUGGGUCACUUAGACUUUUAUCCCAACGGAGGUAGUUGGCAACCGGGAUGUGUUGUAUCUGAUAGUGUGGCCAGAAAAUUGAGUACAAUUACAUCGGGCGAAGACAUUAGUUGUUCGCUCGCCAGGGCCUGUUUAAUAAUGAAUAACCUUGAAAAACCUGGAGACCAAUGCAGUGCUGUUGCCUAUCAAUGCGAAAAUUACAAUACAUUUCUAGAGGGCCGGUGCGCUAAUUGUGCCGAUAAUAAAUGCCAACCAAUGGGUUUGAACCCGGAUUAUUGGACCGACAAGAAAAUGAACAACUCGGCGGUUGACAAGUGGAAGAGAUAUAACGCAACUGAAAAACGUCGUUAUAAUAGGGGCUAUAAAUUGCAAAUACCUGUCAUUGAAAUCUAUUACAUGAGUUCUAUGAACGAGAGCAUUAGAGACAAGUCUUCGGCAGUGUUUUGUCCAAAAGAUGGUUCGGAGACCCGAAUAGCGGCCAAUUCACAGGAAGUACAUUAUAUCGCUUGUAAUCCGCAUUUGAAGCAUAAAUGUCGUGAUCUGUCGGCCGAAGAACUAAAGCCAUUGACAUUCAAAGAGGACAUCCAUUCUGUGGAUUAUAUGAGACAAUAUCCUGUAAUACAACGUCAGUCAACGCCAAUAGUGGUCAAAGCGAUGACAACAACACAGAAGGGAACGACCGAACACUCCAGUCAAUAUCAGAAUAUGUUUGCCAAAAGUUGUUUCCGAGAUAUCGGUUGUUUUUCUUCAGACGAUAACAACGGGGCGGCGUUGCCUCUGUUGCCGAUGUCACCCGACUCUAUGGCACCGGUGUUUCAUAUGUACACUCAGGAGCACCGGACGAUCCCCAGGAACUAUAGCUAUAACGCCACUGCAGACCAACUCCGGUACAGCACUUUCAACGCCUCCCUUAGAACCGCAUUCAUUGUCCACGGAUUUCAAAGCGGAUAUUCCGUGUGGUUAGAGAAUAUGAAAGAUUUCAUAUUCUAUAAAAGCAACGAUACAUUCAAUGUUGUGGUCGUUAUUUGGGAAAAAGGAGCAAGAACCCCAAUUUAUAACCAGGCUGCGAUUAAUACCCGCGUUGUUGGAGCACUUAUUGGUUUCUUUAUUAACAGUUUGGAGAAUACAUAUAACAUAACAAAUGAUAGGUUUUGGUUAAUCGGACACAAUUUGGGCGCACAUAUCAUGGGUUUUGCCGGAAAGCGACUGAAUAACCCGAAAGUGGUUCGCAUUACAGCCCUCGAUCCGGCCGGGAUCACUUUUAACACAAAGAACACAGCUUUACGUUUAGACCAUUCGGACGCACAGAUAGUGGAUGUGAUCCAUACGGACGCCGCCCUCUCAUACACUGAGGGCUUCGGAACGGCCGACACUUUGGGUCACUUCGACUUCUUUCCCAACGGAGGCAGUUGGCAAACGGGAUGUGCUGUAUCUAAUGAUAUAACCCACAAAUUGAGUACAAUUACAUCGGGGGACGACAUUAGCUGUUCGCUCUCCAGGGCAUGGGCAAUAAUGAAUAACCUUGAAAAACCUGGAGACCAAUGCAGUGCUGUUGCCUAUCAAUGCGAAAAUUAUGCUGCAUUUCUAGAGGGCCGGUGCGCUAACUGUGCUAACAAUAAAUGCCAACCAAUGGGUCUAAACCCGGAUUAUUUUACCGACAAGAAAAUAAAUAACAUGACAGUUGACAGUCGAUACUUUGUCAACACUCGAUCCAAAGAGGAAUAUUGCUGUAAAUAAUGAGUUAUUAAUUAGAAUAUUAAAUAAUUAUUAAAUUAUUAACAAAUGUACAUAAAAACAGUACAUCACUACCAAAUGGGGUUUCAUAUUGCAAACACUUCUGAUUCAACAACAGGGCAUUUAAUUAUUACAAUGAAUGCAACGGUCGGUAAUAAAGUGCGAGAAUUGAAUUUCACACGAAUUAUGACAAAAACAAUUCCCGGAAAAGUUCACACAAUUUUGCUUACAUUUGACUUCAAAGUGGAAAAAAUUAAUUCAAUGACUUUGGAGUGGAAGAGAUAUAACGAAUAUGAAAAACGUCGGUAUAAUAGGGGCUAUAAAUUGCAAAUACCUGUCAUUGAAAUCUAUUACAUGAGUUCUAUAAACGAGAGCAUUAGAGACAAGUCUUCGGCAGUGUUUUGUCCAAAAGAUGGUUCGGAGACCCGAAUAGCGGCCAAUUCACAGGAAGUCCAUUAUAUCGCUUGUAAUCCGCAUUUGAAGCAUAAAUGUCGUGAUCUGUCGGCCGAAGAACUAAAGCCAUUGACAUUCAAAGAGGACAUCCAUUCUGUGGAUUAUAUGAGAGAAUAUCCUGUGUUUCAUAAAAUCCG
Molecule: messenger RNA, 4098 nt
Organism: Medioppia subpectinata
Lineage: Eukaryota; Metazoa; Arthropoda; Arachnida; Sarcoptiformes; Oppiidae
Source: the annotation of a GenBank genome assembly